CGCCCGUCUGCUCCUCGCGCUCGUCGGCAGCCUAUUGUCUGGCCGGGGUCUCGGCUCCCGCGGGACGCGCUGAUUGGCUGGGACCGGCCCCCCUCGCUCCCCCCCGCCCCUCCCCAGCGGCAGGAGCCCCCCGCCCAGCCGCCGCCGCCGCCGCCGCCGCUCCUUUUUCUGCUGCUCCCGCCACCGGGGCGCAUCUGCGCUCCUCGCCCUGCUGGAUGCGGAGGGCGCCGCCGCCGCCGCCGCUGCUGCAUGGGGGAAGCGCCGCCGCGCCCCCCGCCUGGCCGCCUCGCCCCGCGCCCCCCGCGCCCCUCGGCAAGAUGAUGAAGUUUCGCUUCCGCCGCCAGGGCCACGACCCCCAGCGGGAGAAGCUCAAGCAGGACAUCUACGCCUUCAACAAGAUGGUGGAGCAUGGCUUCCCCAACCAGCCCAGUUCCUUGGCCUUCGACCCCAAGCUGCGCAUUAUGGCCAUCGGAACCAAAUCGGGAGCAGUCAAAAUCUACGGGGCUCCCGGCGUGGAGUUCACGGGGCUGCACAAAGAGACAGCGACCGUCACGCAGAUGCACUUCCUACCUGGACAGGGUCUCCUGCUUUCCCUUCUGGAUGACAACACGCUGCACCUGUGGGACGUUUACCAGAAAGACGGCUACUCCCACCUGGAAGAGAGCCGGAACUUUGUCCUUCCCGGACGACCAGGGUUCGACAACGCUAAUUCUCCUCCCAGCAUCACCCGGGUGACGGUGAUCCUCCUGGGCUCCGCUUGCAGUAUCGCGUACCUUGGCACUGAAGGAGGUGGCGUCUACUUCCUGGGGCUUCCUGGUCUAACGCUGCUGGAGGACAACACCCUGUACCAAGAUGAGGUCCUGCAGAGUGUGCCUGAAGACUACCGAUGCGGGAAGGCCCUGGGACCAGUGGAGUCUCUUCAGGAGCAUCCUCAAGACUCAUCCAAAAUCCUCAUUGGAUACAGCAGAGGCCUGAUGGUCCUGUGGGACAGAAGCUCAAGAGAAGUCCAUCAUCUUUUCUUGGGCAACCAGCAACUGGAAAGCGUCAGCUGGGAGCGGAGCGGCCGGACGCUGGUCAGUUCUCACAGCGACGGGGGCUACGCCUUGUGGUCGAUGGCGAACGGUUCGGCCAAGACUCUGCAACCCACCACUUCCACCGUCCCUUAUGGUCCUUUCCCGUGCAAAGCCAUCACCAAAGUCCUGUGGCAGAACUGCGACUCGGGGGGCCACUUUGUCGUCUUCAGCGGGGGGAUGCCCCGGGCCAGUUAUGGGGACAGGCACUGUGUGACCAUCCUUCAGGGCCAGACCCUGGUCACUCUGGACUUCACUUCGCGGGUGAUUGACUUCUUCACGGUGGGCAGCGCAGAGAGAGAGGACGAAUUCGACAAUCCAGCGGCCUUGGUGGUCCUGGUGGAGGAAGAGCUGGUGGUGAUCGAUCUGCAGACGCCUGGCUGGCCCACCAUCCCCGCACCCUACCUGGCCCCCCUCCACUCCUCGGCCAUCACCUGUUCCUACCACAUCUCCAACGUGCCCCUCAAGCUGUGGGAGAGAAUCAUCAGUGCCGGGGAGCAGCAAAGCCCUCGCCUUUCCUCCGUGCCUUGGCCCAUCGAUGGGGGGCGCCCCCUGGCUCAGGAACCCACCCAGAGGGGGCUGCUCUUGACCGGGCAUGAAGAUGGCACCGUGCGUUUCUGGGACGCCUCCGGAGUGUCCCUCAAGCCGCUCUUCAAGUUGGGUACGGCCAACAUCUUCCAGAUGGACUGUGAACACAACGACAGCUUGAAUCAAUCCUACGAGGAGGAAUGGCCGCCCUUCCGGAAGGUUGGCUGCUUCGACCCUUACAGCGACGACCCCCGCCUGGGGGUCCAGAAGAUCGCCUUGUGCAAAUACACGGCGAAGAUGGUGGUUGCUGGGACGGCAGGGCAGGUGCUGGUGAUGGAGUUUAACGAUGAGAAGUCCGAACACAUGGUCAACAUCGCUGUGGUGGACCUACUCCAAGACCGUGAAGGCUUCACGUGGAAGGGGCACGACCGGCUGCCCCCCAAGAAUGGUGCCCUCUCCUUUGCCCCCGGCUUCCAGCCCAGCGUCCUUCUGCAGUGCCUGCCCCCCGCAGCGCUCACGGCCGUCACCCUGCACUCGGAAUGGAACUUGGUGGCCUUUGGGACCAGCCAUGGCUUUGGCCUCUAUGACUAUUACCGCCGGAACCCCGUGCUGACCAGGUGCACCCUGCACCCCAACGAUUCUCUUGCAAUGGAGGGCCCCCUCUCGCGGGUGAAGUCCCUGAAAAAGUCCCUGCGGCAGUCCUUCCGUAGGAUCCGUAAGAGCCGCGUGUCGGGCAAAAAGAGAGUCACGGCCAGCAGCCCCUCAAGUAAGGUACAGGAAGCGAACGCCCACCUGGCUGAGCAGUCUGGUCCCCACGAGGUGGAGAUGGCCCCCGUCCAGCGGCGGAUCGAGCCUCGCUCAGCAGACGAUUCGCUGUCCGGGGUUGUGCGUUGCCUCUACUUUGCGGAUACCUUCCUCCGAGAUGCUGCACAUCAUGGACCCACCAUGUGGGCCGGCACCAACUCGGGCUCGGUCUUUGCCUACGCCCUGGAGAUCCCUUCCCAGGAGAAGUUUUCGGAGCGCUCAGUGGAGGCGGUUUUGGGCAAGGAGAUCCAGCUCAUGCACCGGGCCCCGGUGGUCUCGAUUGCUGUCCUGGACGGCCGAGGGAACCCUCUGCCGGAACCCUACGAGGUCUCUCGGGACCUGGCCAAAGCCCCCGACAUGCAGGGGAGCCACUCGGUGCUCAUUGCUUCCGAAGAACAGUUCAAGGUAUUCACCCUCCCCAAAGUCAGCGCCAAAACCAAGUUCAAGCUGACCGCCCACGAAGGUUGCCGGGUCCGGAAAGUGGGCUUGAUCAGCUUUGCCAGCGCCACCUGCGACGACUACUCGGAGAAUGGGCUGGCCUGCCUCACCAACCUGGGCGACCUCCACGUCUUCACGGUGCCCAGCCUGAGGCCGCAGGUCCACUACGACUGCAUCCGGAAGGAGGACAUCAGCGGCAUCGCCUCCUGCGUCUUCACCAAGUAUGGCCAAGGCUUCUACUUGAUCUCUCCAUCAGAAUUCGAACGCUUCUCCUUGAGCACUAGAAACAUGACCGAGCCGCUGUGUGUGCUGGAGACGAGCCGCACCCACGACAGCCUUUCUCCAGGAAAUAACUUUACGGCGACGCCAAAACUAAGCCAGGCCAACGGGACGCAUGUUUUACAAGGCUCCGAGGCUAAUCAUUCCCCUGCUAGCAACGACAGGUCUCCCGAAGACCACCCAGCAUUGUUUGCCUCAACGCCGGUUGACUCCCCCGAUAGCAGCAUCGACACCCCCUUAAAUACCACUGGAGAUAUUACAGUCGAAGAAGUGAAGGAUUACUUGACGCCCUCCGAGGAAUCCGAGAGGAAUCUGCGGAACCUCAGUGAGGAGGAGGCUCGAUCAUCUCCAGGGAUCCUCAUUAAAUGAGGGCCCCUGCCCCGUCCGAGGGGAUGCUUGGAGCUUUUGGACGGAGACGUCUUGCUGUCUUUGCAACGGACUCUUGGCCCUCCCCCUCCAGAGGACCCCAGGCCCUUCCCUGUCUAUUUUUUUUUACGAAAAGAGUUGUGGUCUUUUUCUAACACGCGGCCUGGAAGCAGACAGGCGGCCUCUCUUCCUGGGUACCUCUCCAAGUUUGCAUUUUUGAUAGAUUAUAUAUAUAUAUAUAUAUAUAUAUAUAUAUAAAUAUAUGUAAAAAAGAAAAAGAGAAAAACAAAAACAGAAAAAUGUGCCAACGUCCUAGAAGAACCACUUUGGGAGCUCCCACUCUUCCAUUGCACAGAGACCUCUGGGGGGGCUUCUAUAAGCCUUUUCUUUGGGAAAGGAAACCACUUGGGGGGAGGGGGAAGACCUGGCUGAGGACUCCCCUCCCCCCCCCCCCCCCCCAAGAAAGCAACCGGGAUCUUUUGGCCCCACGGCUCCUCUGAUAUGGGGGAAAGGAGCUUCCGAUGGACAGGAAAGAGAGGGAGGUUUUUUUUUGCUGCGAUGCAACGCUGGGCAGUUGGAUGAAGGUGGGAACGGCUGCCAAGACUCGGAUUCUCCUGACCUCCCUUGAAACCCCCUCUGCCCUCUUCAGAGCCCCCCCACUUUUUCUGGGCUGAACUGAACUGAGAAAAGUUGUACUGGAUCCAAUGAUGAAUUAAGUGGUUUUUUUUGCUCACUGGUGGGAACUUGGAGGCCAAGAAGAGAUCUGAAGAAAACCCUUGGUGAUACUGAUGGAAGCCAGCCUUCCUUCUCUCUCACCAUCGUUCCCUUCCUUCUUUCCUCCCUCCCUCCCUCCCCCUUAAUUUGGAGGGAACGGUUAAAUACUUUUUUCUUUCUUCAUUUCACAAGGUUUCUAAUUGGGAAUAUUUAUCCGAGCACAAAGCAGAUUGUGAAAUAGGAAGCCACAGAGCUGCUGCAAGAAAAUUAUAGCAGUCCAAGAAAUACUAUCAAACCUUUCUGAUAUUGUUCACUUUGCCUUCCUCCCCCGUUAUUUAAACAUUCAGGACGAGUGGUGAGAAAAUCAGAUUCCUCCUAUUCGCUUUCCAAGAGUUUAAUGUGCAAACGAGAGCCAUCUCGCCUCCUCCUUAGCCGCCACAGGGCCCGAUUUGACUUUAAAGUUUCGUAGAUUUGGGGUUCCUUAGCAAUGCCAAAGUAGCUUCCUCUUUCCUUUCUGAAAUUCCAAUUUCCCGGGAUUUUUAUUUUUUAUUUUUGCCUCGGGGAGGGGAAAAUUAAUUGGGCUUGGUAACAGAAUUGAUGUAUGUCUCUUCAUUCCAGAAGAGGAGAUGAUGGUAAAAUAAGAUCGGCUGAUGGUUUUGUGCUUUUUAUUUUUCUUUUGAUUUUCAACCGGAGAAAGGACUCCCCGAGACUAGAAAGCGAAGAGUUUUUGCUGGGCUCAAGAUGGGAUUUUGGUCUGAUUUGGAUGCACUGAAGAAUACAGGGUCUCCCUCGAAUGCAGGAAGCGAGCCUUGGGACCCCGAUGGGUGGGCUUGCCUUCUCUUUAUUUGGCCAACUCCUACGAAUAUCAGGGAACCUCUGAGCUGCCUGGUUCCCAGCAUCCAGUUUCUCUGACCUCCAGCUUCCCACAUUAGAAAUCCCGGCUUCGGCUGCCGGUGGUCAAUUUGGCUGAGCCAGCUCAAGUUUUGCCUGAUGAUCCCACUUUCUGCAGCGGCUGCAGUCCGAGGUCUUCGUGGGGUAUUUGGGUGGGUGGGUGGGUGGGGGGCUUCUUUCCUGCCUUACAAGCUGGGAUUUUUUGCAAGCCAGAUGGACUUUCCAAGGAGGAGCUGCAGGUGCCGCUGUGCAGAUGCUGUGGUGAGGGUGUUUUGUUGCCGAGAUCCCAUUUCAAGGAAGGGGGGCUUCAACCCGCCCCCCUCUCCCACUGCUGCUUGGCAUUAUGGACCCCGUUCUCUGGGGUGGAGGCGGGCUCUCUCCUGCUUCCGCUCCACGUUUCCCCGUUGAGGUGGGAAAACGUCUUGUGCCAAAAAAGCCCAUCGCAGGACCUCAAGCUCCGUUUUCUUCUGGGAAGGAUUCUUUUUUUCCUUAACAGAUGUUUUUGUGCCAAGGAAACCCCCCCCCUCCCUGGAGGGUUGAUAAGACCAUUGGGUGGGGGGGAAGCUAAGAAGUGGGGCUGAACCCUUUAAAAUAAACCCCUUUUUGAUGUACGUGAGAACAGGGCUCCCCAGGAAGCCUUUGCAAAAACCCACUUUGGUACAACGGUACGAUUCGAUCCUUGCUCUGUGUGUGUGUGUGUGUGUACGAGUGCCUGGAGGGUGUGUGUUGUGGGUGCCUGGAAGGUGUGCCAUUGUGAGUCUCUCUUGUGGUAGCCACUGAGGGAGGGGGUGGGCUAGUUUCCCUUGUAGAAUGGCCUCUUCGGAUCCCCAUCCCCUUUUUUUUUUCGGUCCAGAGAAAUGGGCUUAGCAUUGUUUAGUAAUUAAUGCAGGUUUUUUAAUAAAGGAAGAAUAAAGCAUUUACUAUCUAAA
Molecule: messenger RNA, 6019 nt
Organism: Thamnophis elegans (Western terrestrial garter snake)
Lineage: Eukaryota; Metazoa; Chordata; Lepidosauria; Squamata; Natricidae
Gene: LLGL1
Product: LLGL scribble cell polarity complex component 1
Exons: 23
Coding region: 216-3488 (1090 amino acids)
Biological process (GO): cortical actin cytoskeleton organization; regulation of establishment or maintenance of cell polarity; establishment of spindle orientation
Cellular component (GO): plasma membrane; cortical actin cytoskeleton; cytoplasm
Molecular function (GO): myosin II binding; GTPase activator activity
Source: RefSeq, a predicted model, not a curated record